UUCUUAUCUUCUCAGGCACCUCUGCAGCCACCCCCGGGAUCGUCCGCUUCAGUGGUGGCAGCCGCAGCAGCAGCAGCUGCGGCGGCAUCGGGGACGCCCCAGUCACUGAAACUUACCUACCCAGAAACUUUGGACCGCAUCAAGGAGGAGUUUCAAUUCCUCCAGACCCAAUACCACAGUUUGAAACUGGAAUGUGAGAAACUGGCCACAGAGAAGACAGAGAUCCAAAGGCACUACGUUAUGUAUUAUGAGAUGUCCUACGGCCUUAACAUUGAAAUGCACAAACAGACGGAGAUUGCCAAGCGGUUGAACGUGAUCUGUGCUCAGCUCAUCCCAUUCCUGUCACAGGAGCACCAACAACAGGUGGUCCAGGCCAUGGAGCGCGCCAAACAGGUGACCAUGGGGGAGCUAAAUGCUUCGAUAGGGGUACGUGGGCUCCCCCCUCUGCCUCAUAGCCAGCAGCUUCAGGCCCAGCACCUCUCCCAGCAUGCCCAGGGUUUGCCAAUGGGCCCACACCCAUCAGGACUGCCUCACCCUGGCCUGGCGCUUGGCGGAGGGUCUGGCCUGCUGGCCCUGUCCGGGGCUCUGGGGGCCCAGCUGGCUGCCAAGGAUGAGAGAGCUCACCUAGAGGCAGCAGCAGCUGCCGCCGCUGCUGCAGAGCACCACAGAGACCGUGAAGCAGGACCAAGCUCUCUGUCCAACGGGGAUAAGGGUCGCCCAGCAGACUACCUCAGCAACGGCAAGAAGAGGAAAGCUGAUGAGAAGGAGUUCAUGACCGACUAUGGCAGCGAUGCGGAUAAGAGUGAUGAUAAUUUGGUGGUGGAUGAGGACCCGUCGUCCCCCCGCAGCGUGCAGUCCUACUCGUCCAGGGAGAAUGGCCUGGACAAGAUGCCCCCGUCCCGUAAGGAGGGCCCCCCACAGGCCAGCCCCGCCUCCCUGGCCUCCUCCAGUAGUGCAGCCUCGCCGUCUCGUGGCAAAGAGCCCCCUCAGAGGGAGAAAUCCAGUACUCCAGGUAUGAAGCCGGGGACCCCCAUGUCUCAAGAGUCCAACACCCCAGGACCCAGCGGACCUCCACAGUUCAGACCUGUCCCUGGCAAGCCUGGUGUGGACCCCCUCGCUCUGGGUCUGAGAAACCCCCUGGCGGUGCAGGGAGCGUACCCUCCAGGGGCAUUCGGCCUGCCUCCUCCAGGGGUGAACGGGGACCUGGCCGGGGCGGCGGGUUACGGCGCCGGCCUCCACUUGGUCUCUCCCCAGAUGAACGGAGCUGCUGCUGCAGCAGCGGCAGCAGCUGCCGCAGGCUACGGACGGUCCCCUGUGGUGGGCUAUGAGUCUCCACACCCGCAUAUGAGGGUCCCCGGGCUGCCUGCCAGCCUGCAGUCAGCCGCCUCCGGAAAACCCGCCUACUCGUUCCAUGUGAGUGCAGACGGCCAGAUGCAGCCGGUGCCCUUUCCCCCUGACGCCCUGCUGGGCCCAGGAAUCCCUCGCCAUGCCCGUCAGAUUCACACCCUGAACCACGGAGAGGUGGUGUGUGCCGUCACCAUCAGCACCUCGACGCGUCACGUCUACACCGGAGGCAAGGGCUGCGUCAAGGUGUGGGACAUCAGCCAGCCUGGAAGCAAGAGCCCCAUGGCCCAGCUGGACUGUCUGAACAGGGAUAACUACAUCCGCUCCUGCAAGCUGCUCUCAGACGGACGGACCUUGAUCGUCGGCGGGGAGGCCAGCACGCUGUCAAUCUGGGAUCUGGCCACGCCCACUCCUCGCAUCAAGGCAGAGCUGACGUCGUCCGCUCCCGCCUGCUACGCUCUGGCCAUCUCCCCUGACAACAAGGUCUGCUUCUCCUGCUGCAGCGAUGGCAACAUCGUCGUCUGGGACCUUCACAACCAGACACUGGUCAGGCAAUUCCAGGGCCACACAGACGGAGCGAGCUGCAUCGACAUCUCCAAUGACGGAACCAAACUGUGGACGGGAGGGCUGGACAACACGGUCCGCUGCUGGGACCUCCGAGAGGGACGCCAGCUCCAGCAACACGACUUCACCUCGCAGAUCUUCUCUCUGGGCUACUGUCCGACAGGCGAGUGGCUGGCUGUGGGAAUGGAGAGCAGUAACGUGGAAGUCCUGCACGUCUCCAAACCUGACAAGUACCAGCUGCACCUCCACGAGAGCUGCGUUCUCUCUCUCAAGUUCGCCUACUGCGGUAAAUGGUUUGUGAGCACAGGAAAAGAUAACCUCCUGAAUGCAUGGCGGACGCCUUACGGAUCCAGCAUAUUCCAGUCUAAGGAGUCUUCGUCGGUUCUCAGCUGUGAUAUCUCUCCUGAUGACCAGUUCAUUGUCACUGGCUCCGGGGACAAGAAGGCCACAGUCUAUGAAGUCAUCUACUGAACUCUGAUUGGCUGAAAAAAACCCUAAUAAUCAGGGGGCAGAGCCGAGGCUCCCUCCUGCACCAAUGACUGUACAGAGCGUCGGUGGCAUGGAAAACAAGAGACACUCAACUCGUACUUUGUUGUUUUGUUUACGUUUGUGAAAGAAAUGGAAAAGAGAAGCAAGGGGGCACAAAGUCACAUCUCUGGAUAAAAAAAACAAACUUUGAACUUUGUUUUUAAUGCUCUGAGAACGCUGGUUAGUCUAUAGCUGCGCAAUUGUGGGAUUCCUCCAAAGAACUUUUGCUUUUGUUCCUUUUUGUUCCUUUUUUUAACAAAAUAAAACCUCUGUAGUGAACAAGAAAUUAGCAAAAAAAAAAAAAAACCUUAUUUUUUUAGCCUUUGAAUUUUUCGCAAACAGUUGGACCACAUCGAGUGGAAAAAGACAGAGACAUGGGACUGAGGAAGUGUGGGAAGGGUUCAGGGAGGGCUGGGAACUCUUGAUGGAAAAAUACGGUCCAUAUUCUGUGCUGUGUAAAACGUCCCAGCCUGGGUCAGCUUGGCCCGGUUUGGCCUGGUCCGGUCCAGCUACGUGGCUGCUCCUCGGGGCAGCAGAUGCGUGGCAGAUGGCAGGAUGGUGUGCUGUGAGGUUCCAGCUAUUCUUUUUUUUCUCCUGGCUAAGUUUCAGCAGCAACAUGAUUGUAUCAUCUCCAGUACAUACAUGACAGAACAGGGCUCGGUGUUCUCUAAAGUGUCCUGAGAGUUUGUCUUUGUUCCUUUUUAUUUGGUUAUGUUUGCUUUAUAAAAGAACAAAGCCAGACUUAUUGUGGAAAUGUUUUUUGGUGAAACCAGCCUGGAACAGAAAAACUGUCAGUUCAAACAGCUCACGACAGGUUCUCUCCAAGUUUUGGGGACGUGGCCUCUGCUAUAUCGUCAUCCUUAACACUCAACAUUAAAUGUUUUUUUGUUUGUUUGUUUUUUUAAUUGUAUUUGUUAGGGCACAUAUAAGCAGACAGGUAUUUUCACAACUGCAUCAUGAACCUUGCUAUAUAUGGACAUGUAAAUAAAGUUCUCUAAAGGCAAACAAGGAUGUUAUCUGUG
This is a messenger RNA of Epinephelus moara (kelp grouper), 3458 nucleotides long. RefSeq names its product TLE family member 2, transcriptional corepressor a (gene tle2a). Gene Ontology annotation, biological process: regulation of DNA-templated transcription; negative regulation of canonical Wnt signaling pathway. Lineage: Eukaryota; Metazoa; Chordata; Actinopteri; Perciformes; Serranidae. Gene Ontology annotation, cellular component: nucleus; transcription regulator complex. The transcript is spliced from 19 exons. The coding region runs from base 241 to 2379 and encodes 712 amino acids. The record is from RefSeq and is a predicted model, not a curated record. Gene Ontology annotation, molecular function: transcription corepressor activity; protein binding.